This is a messenger RNA of Dioscorea cayenensis subsp. rotundata (Guinea yam), 960 nucleotides long. Its product is annotated as caffeoyl-CoA O-methyltransferase. The record is from RefSeq and is a predicted model, not a curated record. NCBI's taxonomy places the organism in Eukaryota, Viridiplantae, Streptophyta, Magnoliopsida, Dioscoreales, Dioscoreaceae. Bases 65 to 808 code for a protein of 247 amino acids. Gene Ontology annotation, molecular function: O-methyltransferase activity; S-adenosylmethionine-dependent methyltransferase activity. The transcript is spliced from 5 exons.
UCCAUUCAUAACCUUCCUUCUUUGAUAAAAGAGGAAAGAGUCAGAGAAACAAAGGAACAAGAAAAUGGCAAGUAACACCCAAGCUCAAAACGGAGAGCAAGGCAGGCAUCAAGAAGUUGGCCACAAAAGCCUUCUCCAAAGUGAUGCUCUCUAUCAGUACAUACUUGACACAAGCGUGUACCCUCGUGAGCCUGAACCCAUGAAAGAGUUGCGUGAAAUCACUGCUAAACAUCCAUGGAAUUUAAUGACAACGUCAGCGGACGAGGGACAGUUCUUGACGAUGUUGUUGAAGUUAAUCAAUGCAAAGAACACAAUGGAGAUUGGAGUUUACACUGGUUAUUCUCUUCUUGCUACUGCCCUUGCUCUUCCGGAUGAUGGCAAAAUAUUGGCAAUGGAUAUUAACAGGGAGAACUAUGAGCUUGGGUUGCCUGUGAUUCAAAAGGCAGGGUUGGCACACAAGAUUGACUUCCGUGAAGGCCCUGCUUUGCCAGUUCUUGAUCAAAUGAUUGAAGAUGGGAAAUACCAUGGAACAUUUGAUUUUGUAUUUGUGGACGCUGAUAAAGAUAACUACCUCAACUAUCACAAGCGGUUGGUGGAGUUGGUGAAGGUGGGUGGAGUGAUUGGGUAUGAUAACACAUUGUGGAAUGGGUCAGUGGUGGCCCCACCUGAUGCACCACUUCGCAAGUAUGUGCGUUACUACCGUGACUUUGUGUUGGAGCUUAACAAAGCUCUUGCCGCUGAUCCUCGCAUUGAGAUUUGCCAACUUCCCGUUGGAGAUGGUAUCACACUUUGCCGCAGGAUCAUAUAAUGUGUCCUCUUUUUUUGCCAUUCUAUGUAUCUUUGUGUUACUCUGUUGUUUUGGAGAGAGAGUGUAUGAUGUUCUUCUCCUAAUUUGCUUAAUUUCCUCCUAUGCUCUGUUGUCAUAUUGUUAUUAUUGAAUGUCUAUUAACUUUUUUGUUA